Molecule: messenger RNA, 558 nt
Organism: Aspergillus wentii DTO 134E9
Lineage: Eukaryota; Fungi; Ascomycota; Eurotiomycetes; Eurotiales; Aspergillaceae
Exons: 2
Coding region: 1-558 (185 amino acids)
Cellular component (GO): mitochondrion
Molecular function (GO): carbon-nitrogen ligase activity, with glutamine as amido-N-donor
Source: RefSeq, a predicted model, not a curated record
AUGUUCACCCCUCUCAGAUUCACAGCUCGGCUGAACCUGCGCCCAGUCCGCCCAGUCCGAUGGAAUUCGACUGCUAGUCCAGCGACGCCGCCCUUAAUGGCCAAAAUCAGGACCGAUCUCAAGGUUGCCAUGAGGGCGAAGGAUAAAGCAAGAUUGGAUGUUCUUCGAGCUAUCAUAUCGGAAACCAACAAUUCUGCAAAGACUGCAUCGCCCAUUCAGACCGACCUGCAGCUUUUGUCUUUGAUCCGGAAACGUGCCAAUGCUUCAAGGGAUGCAGCGCGACAGUUUGCUGAGGAGAAUCGACCCGAUCUUAAGGACAAAGAGGACGUGCAGGUGACAAUACUCGAGGAAUACGCCGGUGAAGUGCAGACGAUGAGUCUGGAAGAUAUCAAGGAUGUUGUUUCACAAGAGAUCGCCAAACUCAAGGAGGCAGGUCAAAAGGUGGAAAUCGGCACACUGCUCAAGUCUCUCUUCGCUGCUGGUGGGCCUCUGGACGGCAAGCCAGCAGAGAGAUCAGAAGUCGCAAGAAUCGCCAAAGAGGCUAUCUCCUCGGCAUGA